Molecule: messenger RNA, 303 nt
Organism: Striga asiatica
Lineage: Eukaryota; Viridiplantae; Streptophyta; Magnoliopsida; Lamiales; Orobanchaceae
Source: the annotation of a GenBank genome assembly
AUGGCAGGAAGCGAGGAGUGGAGAAAAAACGCGGACACGCACAAGAUGAGCCCUGAGGAGGUAAAGAGGGCCGGGGUGGAGGCAUCCAAACGGCCACCGGGCAGUGGCCCUGGCGGUGUCCUCCACCAGCGCCGCCAGAUGCCUUACAGGCUCGCAACCAUGGCAUUAAUGGGCUCCGCCGUCAUUGGGGCCUUGUGGUACUUCACUAUUUAUGUGAAGAAGAAGCCUGAGGCCACUGCCCUUGACGUGGCCAAGGUCUCGACGGGCGUGGCGCAGCCCGAGGACACGCGCCCCCGUAAGUAG